GCUUCUACGCAUGUCCAGAAGAUGGAUGAGAAAGACUCAGCUGGCACUGAAGCAGGAAGAGGCCAUUCCAUCCUAACUCAUAGCCAUGGAGGAAUCUGGGGAAAGUCUGUCCAAAGGAUCCUGGGUGAGGAGGACACCCUCCACUCAGAUGUGCAGAGCGAGCAGCUCGGGCGGCUUUGCUACCAGGAGGCCAAAGGACCCUGAGAGGUUUGCAACCGACUCUACCACCUUUGCCGUCAGUGGCUGAAACCAGAAAGGCACACGAAAGCUGAGAUGCUGGACCUGGUGAUCUUGGAGCGGUUCCUGGCUGUCCUUCCAGCAGAGAUGCAGUGCUGGGUGAGGGAAUGUGGAGCACAGACCAGUUCCCAGGCAGUGGCCCUGGUUGAAGGUGUCCUCCUGAGCCAGGCAGAGGAGAGAAAGCAGGCAGAGCAGCAGGGGAAGGAUCAGUUUCCAGAAAUGGGUCAGGAUUCCUCUGAGGUAGACAGAACUCCGAUGGACUCCAGAGAGAAGCCACUGGGAGACAGAAUGAUGCCAGCAAAACCUGUUUGUCCAUCUUUUCUUGGUGGCGAAGGGGAAGCUGCCACUGUGGAACCGGAGCAGGGUCCAGUGUGCUUUGAAGAUGUAGCUGUGUAUUUCACAGAAAAGGAGUGCGCGUUGCUGGAUCCUGACCAGAGAGCUCUGCACAAGGAAGUCAUGGAGGAGAAUCGUGGGAUCUUGGACUCUCUCGUUGCAGGUGGUGAUGAAUUGGAGAUGAAGAAUGAGGGAGACCACGAUAAAAUCCACACAGUGGGGAAGUCAGAGUGCGGAGAGAGCUUCAGUCAGAACUCCCAUUCCACUUCAAAUCAAAGAAAUUCCAUCAGGAACAAACCCUAUCAGUGCUUGGAGUGUGGAAAGAGCUUCAGUCAGAGAAACAAGCUCACUAUCCACCAGAGAAUUCAUACAGGGGGGAAACCCUUUCAGUGCCAAGAGUGUGGAAAGGGCUUCAAUAACGGGGGCAAUCUCGCUUCCCAUAAAAUAAUUCAUACAGGAGAGAAACCCUAUCAGUGCCAAGAGUGUGGAAAGAGCUUCACUUGGAAAACAAGUCUCAUUUCCCAUCAAAGAAUUCAUACUGGAGAUAAACCCUAUCACUGCUUGGAAUGUGGAAAGACAUUCAGAAAAAAAGGCAAUCUCACUGUCCAUCAGAGAAUUCAUACAGGGGGAAAACCCUAUCAGUGCCAAGAGUGUGGAAAAAGCUUUAGUCAAAAGGGGAGUUUAACUUACCACCAGAGAAUUCAUACAGGGGAGAAGCCUUAUCAGUGCUUGGAGUGUGGAAAGAGCUUCAUUCGAAAAGGCCAUCUUAUGGCCCAUCAAGAAAUUCAUAAAGGAGAGAAAACCUUUCAGUGCCAAGAGUGUGGAAAGGGCUUCAGAAAAAAGGACAGUUUAACUUCCCAUCAGAGAAUUCAUACAGGAGAGAAACCCUAUCAGUGCCUAGAGUGUGGAAAGAGCUUCUGUCACCAAGGCCAUCUUUCUGUACAUCAAAGAAUUCAUACAGGGGAGAAGCCUUAUCAGUGCUUGCAGUGUGGAAAGAGCUUCACUGGGAAAGCAAGUCUCAUUUCCCAUCAAAGAAUUCAUACUGGAGAUAAACCCUAUCACUGUUUGGAAUGUGGAAAGAGAUUCAGAAAAAAAUGUAAUCUCACUGUCCAUCAGAGAAGUCAUACAGGGGAGAAACCUUAUCAGUGCUUGGAAUGUGGAAAGAGCUUCACUUGGAAAAUAAGUUUCACUUCCCAUAAAAGAAUUCAUACAGGAGUGAAACCCUAUCAGUGCCAAAAUUGUGGAAAAAGCUUCAGUCAACACGGCCAGCUUACUGUACAUCAAAGAAUUCAUACAGGAGAGAAACCUUAUCAUUGCUUGCAAUGUGGAAAGAGCUUCACUAGGAAAAUAAGUUUCACUUCCCAUCUAAGAAUUCAUACUGGAAACAAACCCUAGCACUGCUUAGAAUGUGGAAAAAGCUUCUGUCAACAAGGCCUGUCUUGUUUCCUGUCAGGGGUACUCCCUACAGGGAGCCUCCCCCCGUCAUCCUGACUAGCACUUCACCCAGCAAUAGCAUGAGCAGCGAGUCAGGAGGAGGGAACGAGGAAUGGAGCGGAAUGGGGGGAGGGCUCAGUGAGGCGUCCGAGCCCUGGCAACGCUCUGGUCGAGGGACAGCGGAUGAGGGGCUUAGCGAGACAUCAGAGCCCAGGCGCUGCCCCAACCAGCAAGAGGGGAGACCUCUCCAUCCGGCGCCCGAAUUGAAGUGCGCACCCUCACGUAGGGCUAAGGGACGGCGUUUCGGGGUGCCCAGGCUUUUAUGCUGGCCCUGAAGCAGACGAAAGCCAUUGCCGGACUCUGAAAGUGACUAGGUGGCCAUGUUUUCUGCUAUCUCUGCACUGUAAAUAGUAUGCACAAUAAAACUCUUUAAGACAGUGUGGACUGGAGCAUCUUUACUCGGGAGUAGCCCGAACAACUCCCUGAUGUUUCCGAUCAAAGAACUCACAGUGGGGGAGAACUAUAAAAGUUACUAUAUACAGAUUUAAUUUUAGGAGACUUCAGUCAGUGUGAGGUGAGGAUUGUAGCUGGGUUCUUUGCCACAUCUGGUGCCCCAUAUCUCUUCCUACUAUGUACCCGGAACUGUGACUUGCAAGUCCUUGGCCAAGGUGUUUAAUACCUUCUUCACGUCAUGGCUGAACAGAGUGAUAAGAGCAAUUGGGCGAGACUGAUGAAGUUGCCGUCCAUGUUCAACUUUCCUUGGAAGGACUUGGAGUAAAAAUUUUGAUAGUUGAUUGAAUAUUAAAUAUUAUAGAUUUUGAUAUUGUUCAAAGUGUCCUAGUAUUAAUUGCAUUUAGCCUCUUAGAUCAAAUGUAUUAGGCUUGAUUUUUAUGGGUCUGCAUUUUGUAACCUUCAUGCCACCCUCCUGCACUGUGUAAAGCUGUGAUGUGUACAUUGCCUACCACUUCCAGCCUUAUCUGACCCUAGAAGGGCAGGUGAUGUUUUGGGAAAGAGGGAGGUGUUGAGCUACCACCACGGUGUGAACUCACAUCUCUCCUCAAACCCCUUUGACAUGUUUUGGUACCAGGGAAGUAAGAUAGGGGAUUGGAAUGUCAACAGUCCCAUGGAAGGCCUGGUUGCCAUGGGCAUGGUGUCAAAGUGACACAUAAGAGACCCAAAUGGCCUGGGCACUCUGGGACACUGCAAGGUAAUAUCAGGGGAGUCCAUACCCGCAUGGAACCACGUGCCCCAUGACCUGUGACCUUUUUCU
This is a messenger RNA of Zootoca vivipara (common lizard), 3274 nucleotides long. NCBI's taxonomy places the organism in Eukaryota, Metazoa, Chordata, Lepidosauria, Squamata, Lacertidae. The record is from RefSeq and is a predicted model, not a curated record.